Messenger RNA from Laccaria bicolor S238N-H82, 1286 nucleotides. RefSeq lists its product as uncharacterized. The transcript has 4 exons. Lineage: Eukaryota; Fungi; Basidiomycota; Agaricomycetes; Agaricales; Hydnangiaceae. The record is from RefSeq and is a predicted model, not a curated record. The coding region runs from base 84 to 1286 and encodes 400 amino acids.
GUGGGGCUCAAUACCCUCGGUGGGAGUGUAGGCGUCAUAUUGGGACACGGCGUCCCAAGGGCCAUUAGGAUGGGGAAGAGCUCAUGUUCGUUCUGCAGAAAACGAAAGACCGUGACAUUGGUAUCCUUGUGACUGUCUUCAACAAGCAAAUGGCUAGCAAAUUCAAUCCAUAUCAACGCCGAAAAACCCCAAUCCGUGAUUUAUACACAGCCCAAAGGCGACUUACACCCGACGAGGACGACCCUACGCCGAGCGAGUUUGAAGUUGUCAAUCAUGAUGGGAUUGAAGAUGCACCAAGCAAGUUCGAAGUCUGUGACAUUGCCACGGCAUGGAAGGACUUUGUAACCAACUCUCCGAUAGUUGGAUGGCUCGCAACACACCUUGUUUUGCACAACACGAGGUCUGAAGUGUACAAGGUUUUAGACAGGCUUCUCGACGAGCAAACCGUACCUGAAAUUCGCGCAAUGGCAGGGCUGGACCAAACCUCCAAAGACUCACAUGAUAGAUACUUGUAUCCGCUACGUGAGACGCCGCCGCUUAUUCGUCAUGAACAAGGUUUCAAGAAAAGCUCAAAUUUCAUCUUCUCGCUAAAUAACCGGUGGGAAGACUUUAUUGUGGGGGGCGAGGAUAUCUGCAUGUGCAGCUGCAUCUUCUCAGCACUUGUUACAGCGCAAGUUCCCCCGUAUACUUUCCCUUGCUCGUUAACAUAUCAAAAUUUUAGGUUCAUUGGCGUAUAUCAUGUUGCUCUUUAUAUCGAUCCGUGGGAACCUUCGGCCUUUCCUCAUUUUCUUGUUGGUUGGUCCACGGUCUUUGCUUUAAACGGAGUGGCUUCCUCGCUCGCGAUUUGGCCUACAUAUAGAGGUAUGGAGAAAUUUUUGUACGCGGUCGAAUGGCCGUUUAAAAUUCAACCAAAAAAUCCCGCUUUUAGAGGAUUGUGGUGGGGAGUUGACCUACUUGAUUUGCCAGCUUUCUGGGUGACGUGGUCCUGGAUUUUUGGUGUGACAGGCAUGAUAUUCUUACCCCUGUGUGAAUGGCUACUCUCAGUUUCCAGGCCAGACACCCCCCCACCACAAUCGACAGACCCGACUUUAUUGAAUGUCAUUUUCCCUAUCAUCAACCGAUGGCUCAUAUAUCUCUGUGUGGCUUUCAACCUUGCGCAUGUCCAUUGUACCUUGUCCACGCUGAAUGGUGACUUUCGCGACAUGCGGAAUUCUUGGGAGCGCAGAAAGGAUCGAAUGGAGGCCGGAGAGGACCCAUUUGGAUCACCAUCCACUUCCAGCAAGUGA